Molecule: messenger RNA, 429 nt
Organism: Penicillium diatomitis
Lineage: Eukaryota; Fungi; Ascomycota; Eurotiomycetes; Eurotiales; Aspergillaceae
Exons: 1
Coding region: 1-429 (142 amino acids)
Source: RefSeq, a predicted model, not a curated record
AUGAAUGGAUCAGCAUUUGUUUGUGCUGGUUUAGAAAUUUUGCUGGAUGGUUCAUCGUCUACUCAAUAUAGCCAAAGCCUUUUGGCACGACAGGGUAAUGCCUGCGAAUGUGAAAGCAGUGUGGCAUCUGUUAGUACUACAACCGUUACACUGAUCCAAGCAUCGACCAGCACUGCCAGCUCUACCGCACCUACCGGCUCGACCAGCACUGCCGUUUCCACCAAAUCUACCAGCUAUACCAGCACUGCCAGCUCUACCGCACCUAUCAGCCCUACCAGCUCGACCAGCUCGGCCAGCACUGACAGCUCCACCACAUCUACGAGCAAAGCCAGCUCGACCCAUACAUCUCCGGAUCGGACAAGUAGUCCCCUGUCGAGUCCAUCAAGCACCCCAGGAAUUCUGACAGAAUUGUCAUGUCUGAUUAAGUAG